CGGCGCCCAGCGAAGAUGGCGGUGACCGCGCUCGGUGCCCCCCCCACCCCGGCCCCGCCUCACCGGGACCCCCUCAGGGACCGGCCCCGGUCGCGCAUGCGCGGGGCGAGCGCGGGGCGCUUCCGCUUCCUGGACGGCGGGCGGCCCUCAGCGGCACCGGCGGCACCGGGCGGGCCCUCAGCGGCACCGGGCGGCCCGAGCGGGCCCGGAGCGGCACCGGCGCGGCCGCGGAGCCGCCAUGGCGCUGGCGCUGAAGAUGCUGCCCUGCAAGAAGCGCAGAGCGGCGGCGGCGGGGCCGCCGAGCCCGCGGGAGCGCGGGGAGGACGCGGAGCUGCCCGAUGGAGGCGGCUCCGCCAGGCCCGCGGGGAGAGGGCCCGGGGAGGCCUCGCCGAAGAGCGGGAGGAAAACCCCCGGCAGAGCGGCCCCGAGCCCCGGGCAGGAGCUCCCCGCGGGGCCCGGCAGCCCGGCGGCGGCGGAAGGGAAAAUCCCCAAGCUGUACACAGAGGUGGAAGUGAGCUCUCAGAGGGAUCUGUAUCCAGGUGAAAACCCUGCUGCAGUGCCAGAGUCUCCAGGGAGAAGCUCCCUGCAGGUUUCUGCUGCCAGAAAUCCCACCACCAUGAAGCCACCAAAGAGCUCCAGAGCUGAGGAGCAGGACGGGGAGGACGUGGAGAGGAGGAAGAGGAGGAGGAAGGCAACCAAACGCAAGAGAGAAGGGAAAAGCCAGGAAGAAGAGGGCUCCUUGUCCUGUGACAUCAAACUGGACGAGUCCCUGGACCGCACCCUGGAGGAUGGAGCCAAGCAGCACAACCUGACCGUGGUCAACGUCAGGAACAUCCUGCACGAGGUGAUCACAAAUGAACACGUGGUGGCCAUGGUGAAAGCAGCCAUCAGUGAGACAGAAGAUAUUCCUUUGUUUGAGCCCAAAAUGACUCGUUCCAAGCUGAAAGAGGUGGUGGAGAAAGGAGGGGUGAGUAAAUCUGCUCUGAGUGCCAGGCCCCCUCAGUUUGUGGACAUCCCUCUGGAGGAAGAUGAUUCCUCUGAUGAAGAAUACCAGCCUGAUGAUGAAGAGGAGGAUGAGACUGCAGAAGAGAGCUUGCUGGAGAGCGACGUGGAGAGCACAGCUUCUUCUCCUCGUGGAGCCAAGAGGUCCAGGACCAGGCGUUCCUCCGAUGAGGAGGGAGGGACCCUCUGUGAGCAGGAGAAGGUCACCCCUCCUGUUGUUAGACACAUCAGUGCAGAAGUGGUUCCCAUGGGACCCCCACCACCCCCCAAGCCCCCGCAGAGCAAGGACAGCACCUUCAUGGAGAAGCUGCACGCCGUGGAUGAGGAGCUGGCCUCCAGCCCUGUCUGCAUGGACUCCUACCAGCCCCUGGAGGACAGCCUGAUUGCCUUCAGGACCCGCUCCAAGAGGCCCCUGAAGGACGUGCCCCUGGGGCAGCUGGAGGCCGAGCUGCGCGCGCCCGACAUCACCCCCGACAUGUACGAGCCCAGCGCGGGCGACGACGAGCACUGGGCCAGGUGGCUCAGGGGGCUCAUGGAUGAUGAUGUGGACAACGAAGAUGAAGCUGAUGAUGAUGAUGACCCUGAGUACAAUUUCCUGGAAGAUCUGGAUGAGCCAGACACUGAAGAUUUCAGGAAUGACCGUGCUGUGAGGAUCACCAAAAAGGAAGUGACUGAGCUGAUGGAGGAGCUGUUUGAGACAUUCCAGGGUGAGAUGGGUUUCUCCAGCAUGAAAGAGGAAAGGCCAGAAGAUGAAGAUGCUGUUACAGAACCUCGGCCAAAUUUUAACACCCCCCAGGCCCUCAGAUUUGAGGAGCCUCUGGCCAAUUUGCUGAACAAGCAGCACCAGACAGUGAAGGAACAGCUGGAGCAGCUGAGAAUUAAAAAAUCUUCAAUCAAAGCCCCCCAGGAGGCUGAAAAAUCCAAAUCCCAAAAUGAAAAACCCCUGCAGAGCCUUGUCCUGGACAGUGCCCAAAGGAAGAGGCUCCAGCAGCAAAUGCAGCAGCACGUCCAGCUCCUGACUCAAAUCCAUCUCCUGGCAAGCUUCAACCCUGCUCUGAGUUCAGAGGCCAACACCACCCAGAUGUUUUUGAGCGAGCUGGGCAGCUUUGCCUGCAGCUCCACCCUGCACCAGGCGCCCCAGAACCCCAAAUUCCAGACCAUGUUCCAGCCCUGCAACUUGCAGGGGGCCCUGCAGCUCCUGGAGGAUUUCCAUGCCCAGGUGCCCGUGGACUGCAGCCCUAGGAAGGCUGUGAAGAGUGCAAACGAAUUCUGCUGUUUGCCAAAGCAAGUGGCCUGGAUUUUGGCAACCAGGAAGGUUUUCAUGUACCCAGAGCUGCUGCCCAUCUGUGCCUUGAGAGCAAACCCUCCCCGAGACAAGAUUGUCUUCACCAAGGCAGAGGACAACUUGCUGGCUUUGGGGCUGAAGCAUUUUGAAGGGACGGAGUUCCCCAAGCCUCUGAUCAGCAAAUAUCUGCUGCCCACCAAAACUGCCCAUCAGCUGGCAGUGAGGAUCAAGAACCUGACCAUGAACAGGGCCCCCGACAACAUCAUCAGGUUCUACAAGAAGACGAAGCAGCUGCCGGUGCUGGUGAAGUGCUGUGAGGAAAUCCAGCCCCACGAGUGGAGAGCUCCAGUGGACAGGGAGGAGCAUUGCCUGCCCUUCUGGCUGAAGGCAAGCUUGCCCUCCAUCCAGGAAGAGCUGAAGCAGCUGGCAGAAGAUGCCAAGGAGACAGCAGCUUCAGCUGAUGGAGAAUCUGCCCUUUUGGGGCCAGAAAAGGAGACUCCAGGCAGGGCAGGAGAUGACAAAUACCCUCUGCUGAUGCCCAAGGGGCUCGUGCUCACCCUGAAACCUUUGGGCAACCGCUUCUCCAGGAGGGCCUGGAGGAGGCAGAGGUCUUCAGCUCUGAAGCCUGUCCUGAUUCGUCCCAGUCCCUGCGUGCAGCCCAGCUCCAGCCCCCUGAGUGUCCCAAAAGCUCAGAAGCUGUCCCAGGCAGAGGCUGCCCCCGGCAGGGUGCGGCUCCGCGUCCCUCGGCCCAUCCAGCCCGCGCCGCCGCCCCUCGGCGUGCCGGCCGUGCUGGCAGCUGGGGAUGCCCUGGACUUCCAGAGUGUUCUUCCCACCGGCCAGCCAAGCUCCAGACAAGCCUUCCCAGCUGCUGUAGCCCCAGCUGUGGUGUCCUCAGAGCAGGUGACUUUCCAGCCCAAGCUGAUGCUGCCGACGGCGGCCGGGAUGAAGGCGCGCAAGCCGUGCGUGCGGAAGGGCUACCAGAGGAAAAAAGGGACAAGGUGUGCCCCGGUGAUCAAACCUUCCCCUCUGAUCCAGCCCUCCCCCGUCAUCCUGACCGUCCCUGCCACCACGGUGAAGGUGCUGAACAUCGGCAAUGGCUGCAACAUGAUCCAGCCCCUGAACACGGCCGUGGGCCGGGGCGCUCAGGCCAUCCCUGUCACGACGCUGCUGGUGAACCCCUCCACCUUCCCCUGCCCCCUGAGCCAGCCCCUGGUGACCUCUUCCAUCCCGUCCCUGAUCGUCUCUCCCAGCCCCGUUGGUCUGGCUGCUCCUGCUGGGGGUGAAGGGGAGGAGCAGCUGACCCUGCUCCCUGCUCCGGCUGCUUUUCCCAAGGUGGAGCCCAAGGCAGAGCCCCCGGAGCUCUUUGUGCCCUGCUCCAGCCUGUCCCCAAAGGAGGAGUGUGGCACGAGCCCUGCCCUUGGGGACACUGGGGACAAGGGCAACGAGGGUGACUGCUGCAGCUGGGCGCUGGCAGAGGGGGAUGGCAGCACAGCAGAGCCUCUGCCGGUGGUGGAGCUCUUGCCUCACUUGGAAGGUCCUGAUGAAUCGGUGGAAAUCAAGUCUGAAGAUUCAGGUGAUGCUCCCAAAGAAGCCAGCGUGGUGCAGAAAAGAGAUCUGUUGUGUGCUGAAAGGAAGGAGGAGUUCCUGCUGGGCCUCGGCCAGGAGCUGAGCGUGGAGGCUGCUUGUUCCUGCGGGGAUGAGCCCAAGAAGGAGCACUGUGAGGAGAAGGGAGAGGAGGAGCGCCAGGCUGUGCCCUCCCCUCCCCAGGGGGAGCCCCCAGGCUCCCCAAAACCCCUGCCUUACCCAGCCGAGAGGGAGGCAGAGUUCAGCAGCCCCCCAGGGAGGCCAGAGGACUCCUCCAGCAUCGACGGGCAGUCCGUGGGGACCCCAGCUGGCCCCGAGGCUGCAGGGGACAGGGAAGGGCAGGAGGAGGAGGAGGAGGAUGAUUUUGAUGAUUUCACACAAGAUGAGGAUGAGGAGAUGUCGUCGGCUUCAGAAGAGUCCGUUCUGUCAGUGCCAGAGCUGCAGGUAAAGAUAAAACUUGAAUUAAAAAAGGGGCAGCUGUGGGUGUCCUGAAACAGCUGUGGAGUCAGGGACCCUCUGGGGACCC
This is a messenger RNA of Pyrgilauda ruficollis (rufous-necked snowfinch), 4397 nucleotides long. RefSeq names its product gon-4 like (gene GON4L). NCBI's taxonomy places the organism in Eukaryota, Metazoa, Chordata, Aves, Passeriformes, Passeridae. The record is from RefSeq and is a predicted model, not a curated record. Gene Ontology annotation, molecular function: transcription coregulator activity. The coding region runs from base 239 to 4363 and encodes 1374 amino acids. Gene Ontology annotation, biological process: regulation of DNA-templated transcription. The transcript is spliced from 19 exons. Gene Ontology annotation, cellular component: nucleus.